CGCAAACCCAGCGCGCGGAUUGCGGGCGGUCUGAGCGUUUACUUGGAACCCGGCUUGAGGAACGAGUCAGCAGAAACACUGCCAGGGCCUUCCACUGUGUUUUGGAUGAUGUGGUAGCACAGCAUAAAACUCCCUCAACUUCCUGGUUCCCACUGCUGUCCCGUCCGCCACCAAGCUGGAAGCACCCUGGACAGUGGCAUGAAAUCACUGACUCAACUAUUUGUACCCCUGACUUGUUCUGACCCCGGCAUAGGGAGCAUUGACCUUUCCUUCGUCAGGCCAAAGAUGCCUCUCUUUGGGAAUACGUUCAGUCCAAAGAAGACUCCGCCUCGGAAGUCUGCUUCUCUCUCCAACCUGCAUAAUUUGGAUCGAUCAACCCGCGAGGUGGAGCUGGGCCUUGACUAUGGAACCCCCUCUAUGAACCUGGCGGGACAAAGCCUGAAGUUUGAAAAUGGCCAUUGGGUAACAGAGACAGGGAUUAGCGGAAGUGUGGACCAGAGGGAGGCUCAGCGCCUCCGGAAACGGAACCAGCAGUUAGAAGAAGAGAAUAAUCUCUUACAGGUGAAAGUGGACAUCCUGCUUGACAUGUUCUCUGAGACCACGGCUGAAUUCCAAAUAAUGAAGAAGGAAUUGGAUGAACUGAAGAGUGUCAACCGGAGAAGGAAAUGAAGAUCCAAAGACAUUCAUUAGAAUAGGGAGAACUCUGCUGUUCAGAGGAGUAGAAUAUAGCUGAGGGUUUUUUGUUUUUAGCCAAACUAGUGGAUUAGGUCCUGGGAGAGAGUACCAUAUAAUUGAGCCAGAAGGCACUGGCACCCUUGAGUUGGCAAUAGAAAGGUGAUGACACAAUGGAGGAAAACAGGGUUCCAGGCCAGGGCAGUAAAUAGCAAGAACUCUGGCUGCACAGUUCAGGGAGGCCAGUCUGCACUAGGCCUCGGGGAGGUCUGGAGCGAUGGUAGGACUUUGAGUGCUCUCCAGUCACUUAACAUACAAAUGCACCUGUCCCAGGUUCACUCUCAUGGAUGGACACUCUUGGGAGAAGCAGCUGGAGUUCAUCAUAGCGUCCCCUUACAUUGAUGUUUGGGGUGUGGCUGCAGUUCCAAGGAGCCCUGGAUCAGGGAGUCUCAGGAGCAGCAAUCCUGGUCCUCUGCCCUUCUGGCCACUCUCUUCGUCCUGUUAAGAGUACCCAUUCCCAAGAUCCACAACCUCUGGCUUCAGCUUCUCAGCAGCAAGCAUCAGUCUUCCAUGCAACACUAUAUUUUUGUGCUACUUUCUUGUUUAUACUACUAUUUAAAAUUAAAUGAUGUUAUAUCAUCUACGUAGCCAGAGUGAAAAAAGAAGCAUCAGUUCUUGAAGGAAUAAGUGGAGCCUGGAGUCUAAGCUUCUGUUGCCCCAUCCAAAGACAGCAUUUUUAAGUUGGGAGGAAAUGUCAUCAUUGCAGGAAAAGCACUCCAGCUCAUGGAGCACUGGCGGAGGCUGCCCUGGGACAGCUCUGUGCCCGAUUCCCCUGCUCUCCUCCAGGGAGUUGGGACCAGCCUGGAUCUGGCAGGGACCAAGUGGUUGGGGUGGGUGCUGGAUUCCUAGAGUGGGAAUUUGUGCCAGAGCCAGUGACCUGAACUGUUCUGAUGGGGAGGAAGCCAGUCAGUAAGAGGGAAUCCAGCUCCCAAAGUCAAUGGGGAGGGCACUGAAGGUGGGGACAUCGAGCCCAAGGCUUUUGUCCAGGGAGAACUACCAUGGUCAGCAGUUACAUGCCUGGGAACAGGGCUCCGGUCCUUGCACACAUUCUCAUUUCCUCCUCAGGUCAGCCCUGUGGAGCAGGGACUAUCAUACCUAUUUGCAGACAAGGAACAAAACUCGGAGGUUCAGAAACUGGUGUAGUGUCAGAGAGUGGAAGUGGAGGAUCCAGCGGACUCGGCGGUCCAUGAAAGGAGCUAGGUGGGGGACCGCCUCAGACGGAGGCUGCUGUUUGUAGUUCAUCCUUACGGAUAGAUGUGGGAUGGGUAGCUCCAGCCCAUACCCUUACUUUCUGAGGAGAGAGAACAACAUGGAAGAAAUUGGAGAAGGAUACAGAUAUACACAGGGCGUAAAUUUCCAGGUGCAGGCAACAGGAUCAAUGGAGUUUGCUUAUUCCUAGACCACUAUCAUUAGCAAACAUUUAUUGAGUACACUUGAUGCCAGGAACCUAUUUCUGAUUCUCUCGAGAAUUCUUAAAC
Molossus molossus (Pallas's mastiff bat) is the source of this 2210-nucleotide messenger RNA. It is a transcript of the gene CBY1, whose product is annotated as chibby family member 1, beta catenin antagonist. Gene Ontology annotation, biological process: negative regulation of Wnt signaling pathway. The record is from RefSeq and is a predicted model, not a curated record. Gene Ontology annotation, cellular component: nucleus. Bases 199 to 669 code for a protein of 156 amino acids. Lineage: Eukaryota; Metazoa; Chordata; Mammalia; Chiroptera; Molossidae. The transcript has 6 exons.